GGUCCAGAGCGGUUUCCGGAUGUGUUCAGUGCUUUAGCGGCGCCGCUGCGCUAAUCGGAGCCGGGGCUACUCCUGUGUUCGAGCCGGCCUGGCUCCAGGGGCACGGCUGUCAGCUGCGGUGUGUUUCCCGGGACGGCCUGGCCUCUCCCGUUGUCUCUGGGCGAUGCUGUGUAUGAGCGGAGCGGCCCCGGGUGCUGGGGCUGGCAGCCCGGGCUCGCUGCUGCUCCUGCUCUGGCUGAGCAUCCGAUUGUGUUCCGCGUCAAGCGGCCGCCUCCCCUGGGCUGAGCAUUACGGCACCAAGUCCAGGUAUGAGGGACUGAGUGUGGAGCCACUGCCUGGCACUAGCCGGCUGGCACCUGCCAACUGCACCGCCCUGCAGCUCAAUGCUCUGGUUCGGCACGGCACCAGGUACCCCACCAGGAAGAAUGUGCCCCGUAUGAGGGAGGUGCACCAGCUGAUCAAAGAGCAGGGUGACCCAGGCAACAGCCUGGUACAGGCUCUGGCUGACUGGCACAUGUGGUACAACGAGCGCAUGGACGGCAACCUCCACCCCCUGGGCACCGCCGAAAUGGUCAGGCUGGCCAAACGGCUGGCCGCCCAGUUCCCCACCCUCUUCACCGCCCGGUGUUACCGGGAGAGCCGGCUCAAAUUCGUCACCAGCUCCAAGCACAGGUGCGUCAACAGCACCAGGUCUUUCAUCCAGGGGGUGGAGAGCCACCUGAGCCUGAGGGACCAGGCGGGCGGGCAGUGGGAGGUCAACGACAGGCUGCUGCGCUUCUUCGACCACUGCCAAAAGUUCAUAAACCGAGUGGAAAACAACAACACAGCCCUGCAUCAAGUGGAGCUCUUCAAGAGGGGCCCAGAGAUGGAACGAGUGAUGAGAAACAUGGGAAAGAAACUUGGCAUCUCACCAGAGGCUCUAACCACCAAUAUGGUGGAAGCAACGUUUUAUCUUUGCACUUAUGAGUUCAUCCUUAAAGGCAUCGUUUCCCCCUGGUGUGACGUGUUUGAAAAGGAAGAUGUCGAGGUAUUGGAAUAUCUGGGUGAUCUGAAGCAAUACUGGAAGAGAAGCUAUGGAUACAAAAUUAAUGGUCUGUCUAGCUACAAGCUGUUCCAAGAUCUCUUCCACUAUAUGGAUCAGACCAUUGAAGAGAGUGAGAGGAACCAGUCCAUAUCUCACACCGCUGUCAUACGCUUCGGACACGCAGAGACUCUCCUGCCGGUCCUGACUCUCAUGGGUUACUUUAAGGACAAAUACCCAUUACAAGCGAAUAAUUUUGAAGCACAGAGAGGUCGCAAGUUCCGAAGCGGAUGGAUUUCUCCAUUUGCUGCAAACCUUGUUCUCGUGCUGUACAGGUGCAAUGAAGCACGGGGCCUGGGAGAAAAGUACAAACUCCAGUUGUUUCUGAAUGAGAAGCCACUGCCAUUUGCUCACAGUGGAAACCUUGUGACCGACUAUGAGGAAGUAAAGUACAGCUAUGAGCACCUUACCGAAUCACUGAAAUUCAACAAUGUAUACCUUGACCCCUCCAGUGUUAUAUCUCUUGCUAGAGCAGUUUAUAGAACUUGCGGUUUGGAAUGGAUAACAGUACUUCCCAUGUUGGUGUGUGAUGACCACCGUUACUUCCAUUUCAUUUUAUUUCUCUUUCUCCUUCUUUUGUUUCUAAUUUAUUAUUAAAAUUGCAUCAAUUAGACUUUUUCCAUCUUUGUUUUCUGCUUAUACAAUUGAUUCAGAAUUUGUAGUUCUGUACAUAUAAUUAUCCAGCACCUUAAGUCUUUGAAGGAAAUUUGUGAUUAAACACAGUAACUUGCUGUGUAAAUAAAUUUCUCCACGUCCCCACACUAUACCUUUUGACAUGACAGGACGGAGGUGAAAUCAUGUUACAACCUGAUUUCUCUCGGAGUAGAACAGUGAACUUCUUGUUUUGGGUAUUAAUUAUGACCUUUACAAGCAAUGACAUUAGCACUUCUCAGUCAUUCAAAUUUAUCAGGAACAAUUCCCUUUCACACAAGUGCCUAAGCCAGGAAUUGGGUUAAGGGGAUAGAUGUAAAAGAAAGACAGUUCAGAAGGAGAGAAAGAUUAAAAGGAGAAAGAGAAAACUGCAACUUUGUUUCAGUCAACUCCUAAAAUAACAAGCCCAAAUUGGAAGGAAAUACAAUGGACAACAUGUGACAAAAAGUGCAACACGGUUCAUUCUUUGAUAUGGCCUGUAUCUGAAGAAAUGGGAACAAAAGAGCUUUGGAAGAAUGAGUGAAUUCUCGCAAGUCACAGUUUGAUUAUAAUGACUAUUAACUGUUGACAGAUUAAUCCUUUGCAAAUUGUGAAGAUGAAUUACAUCCAUUGUGAAUUUCUCUGUACAUUGAUAAUCAUUCUGAUUAAAUGGUACUAACUAAU
Molecule: messenger RNA, 2395 nt
Organism: Chiloscyllium plagiosum (whitespotted bambooshark)
Lineage: Eukaryota; Metazoa; Chordata; Chondrichthyes; Orectolobiformes; Hemiscylliidae
Gene: minpp1b
Product: multiple inositol-polyphosphate phosphatase 1b
Molecular function (GO): acid phosphatase activity; inositol phosphate phosphatase activity
Source: RefSeq, a predicted model, not a curated record